Messenger RNA from Phycodurus eques (leafy seadragon), 6133 nucleotides. RefSeq names its product neurotrophic tyrosine kinase, receptor, type 2a (gene ntrk2a). NCBI's taxonomy places the organism in Eukaryota, Metazoa, Chordata, Actinopteri, Syngnathiformes, Syngnathidae. The record is from RefSeq and is a predicted model, not a curated record. The coding region runs from base 327 to 2780 and encodes 817 amino acids. Gene Ontology annotation, cellular component: plasma membrane; axon; signaling receptor complex. Gene Ontology annotation, biological process: protein phosphorylation; trans-synaptic signaling by neuropeptide, modulating synaptic transmission; regulation of phosphatidylinositol 3-kinase/protein kinase B signal transduction. The transcript is spliced from 19 exons. Gene Ontology annotation, molecular function: ATP binding; brain-derived neurotrophic factor receptor activity; brain-derived neurotrophic factor binding.
GUCAGUUUGAUUUCAGCUGCACUGAAGGAGGAUUUCACAGGCUGUGUGUGUGUGCGUGUGUAUGUGUGGGGAUCAAAGGAGCAAAUUGGGCAAUUUUCUUGUUUUUCACACCUUGUCUAGCCUGCCUGUACACCUCCCAUCGAGGAUUUCAUUUCAUUUUUUUGGUUUUCUGUGUGUGUUUGUAAUUGACCCCUGAGCCACCCCCCCCCCGCCCCCCCGCCGCCCCUUCCCCUUGCCUGGCUGCACUCAUCAUCCUUACAGCCGACCUGGGCGCGGGGCGCGGUGGGGGCUGCGCGGCGCGCCUCGGCUGAGAUUCGUAACCCGACAUGAGCGCGCAGACAGCCGGCAGCGGGGCUCUUCGGUCGCCGUCGGCCCGGUGGAUCUUUAAGGGCCGGAUGGUGUGCUUGUGGCUGGCCCUGCUGGGGCUGGCGGUGGGCUCCGGGGACCCGUGGCUGCCCACCGAGGCAUGCCAGUCCUCCUGCGCCUGCACCAACACCAGAAUCUCCUGCGUGGACCCGGAGAGGGGCAUCGGCGCCUUCCCCAUCCUGCAGAGCGAGGCUGAGAUGGAGAACAUCACAGACAUCUACAUCGCCAACCAGAGCAGCUUCUCGUCCAUCAACGACAAGGACCUGCACGACUACAAGAACCUCAGAAACCUAACGGUGACCAACAGCAGGCUGACGUACGUCUCCAAGUUGGCCUUUCAGAACAACGUCAAAUUACAAUACCUGAAUCUGAAAGAUAACAACCUGUCAUCGCUGUCCUGGACCUUAUUCCGACACCUCAACAUCUCUUACAUGAUCCUGACGGGAAACCCACUGCACUGUUCCUGUGAGAACAUGUGGAUCAAGCUGUGGCUGGGAGAGGAGGCGGACACCCAGGAGCUGCGCUGCAUCGAGGACGGCGGAGGACGCAGCCCGCUGUCCAGACUUAGACUCUCCAACUGUGAGCUUCCCAUGGCGACGCUGAUGUCGUCCAAAGUGACCGUCAUGGAGGGCGAGAACAUGCAGCUGUCCUGCGCCACCUCGGGUGUGCCUUCGCCCGACCUCAUCUGGAACACGGCGCUCGUCACCAGCUAUGAGAUCGAGAGAUCGGGCCAGAGCUCUGUGCUACACUUGUCCAACUUGUCAUCGUUGGACCAUAACAGCAAGAUCAGCUGCACUGCAGAGAACAUCGUCGGCGAGAAAGAGGCCUCGCUGCUGUUGGACAUACUGUUUCCUCCCAAUAUCACCAAGUUGAGUGACGCUAUCCCGGACCACCACUGGUGCAUCCCCUUUAGUGUGGCAGGCAACCCAGAACCUCAGAUGCAGUGGUUUCUGAACGACAAAGCAGUGACCGAGGACAAAUUCAUCAAGACCAUGAUCUAUGACGUGACGGAGCGCGAGUAUCACGGCUGUCUGCAGCUGGACAGCCCCACGCACCUCAACAACGGCCUCUACACGCUUGUGGCCAAGAACGAGUACGGAACAGACCGGAAGCGGGUCGAGGCCCACUUCAUGCGCAAACCCUGGGACGGUGAGGAGUCACACUUGACAGGAACUGAGAAAGAAUCCUACUACUACGAUGGCCCCACUGCGGACCCACCAGAGGACAGAGUCGCCGUGUACGUGGUGGUGGGGAUUGCCGCCGUUGCCUUCUUCGGUUUCCUGAUUAUGUUGGCCAUCCUCAAGUUCGGGGGCAACUCCAAGUUCGGCAUCAAAGGGCCGUCCUCGGUCAUCAGCAACGACGACGACUCUGCCUCGCCGCUCCACCACGUCUCCAACGGCAGCAACACGCCGUCGUCCUCCGAGAUGGGUCCCGACGCCGUCAUCAUUGGCAUGACCAAAAUCCCGGUCAUCGAGAACCCUCAGUACUUCAGGAGCUCAAACAGCUUGCUCAAGACAGACACCUUUGUCCAGCACAUCAAGAGACACAACAUCGUGCUGAAGAGGGAGCUGGGAGAGGGCGCCUUCGGCAAAGUCUUCCUCGCCGAAUGUUACAACCUGUCACCUGACCAGGAGAAGAUUCUGGUGGCAGUCAAGACUCUUAAAGAGGCCAGCGAAAAUGCCCGGAAGGACUUCCACCGUGAGGCCGAGCUGCUGACCAACCUUCAGCACCAGCACAUCGUCACCUUCUACGGCGUGUGCGUGGAGAGCGACCCCCUCAUCAUGGUGUUCGAGUACAUGAAACACGGAGACCUCAAUAAGUUCCUCAGGGCUCACGGUCCGGAUGCGGUUCUCAUGGCAGAAGGCCAGACCACCAGACCGGUGGAGCUGACACAGUCGCAGAUGCUGCACAUCGCUCAGCAGAUCGCGUCUGGAAUGGUCUACUUGGCGUCACAGCACUUUGUGCACCGCGACUUGGCCACCAGGAAUUGCCUGGUGGGUGAGAAUCUGCUGGUGAAAAUCGGAGACUUUGGCAUGUCCAGAGACGUCUACAGCACUGACUACUACAGGGUGGGAGGUCACACCAUGUUGCCAAUCCGCUGGAUGCCCCCCGAGAGCAUCAUGUACAGGAAGUUCACCACAGAGAGUGACGUCUGGAGUCUGGGUGUGGUCCUCUGGGAGAUCUUCACCUACGGCAAACAGCCCUGGUACCAGCUCUCCAAUAACGAGGUGAUCGAGUGCAUCACUCAGGGCAGGGUGCUGCAGCGCCCCAGGACCUGCCCCAAAGAGGUGUACGACCUCAUGCUGGGCUGCUGGCAGAGGGAGCCGCACAUGAGACUCAACAUCAAGGAGAUCCACGGCCUGCUCCUCAACCUGGCCAAAGCCUCGCCCGUCUACCUGGACAUUCUGGGAUGAACGCAACGAGGAGUGAAGAAGAGCCGUACCGGAUGUGAAAACAACUUUUAAAGGCAAUCAAAAAAACAAAAAAAACAAAAAAAAGAAAAAUGAAAAACAAUCCCCUAAACACCACCUAUCCUUCCACUAUUUCCCAUUUCAUCUUUCCUGAAAAAAGAGGGAAAAAGCUCCUUUUGGAACGCUUUGCUGGACUUAACGGACUGACUCAGUUCGACAAGGAAUGCUUCUUGGCGCUUUUCCAUGUAAAUACGAGACUGGAUGAAGGUUUGCUGUUGUGUGUGUGAGGAUUUGGCUCCAUGUGAUAUGGAGCCGAAAUGACACGGUGUUACCACCUCCCCUCCAUUAAUCAACCAACCCACUAUACACGCAUGCACACACACGCACACACACACACACACGCGCGCGCAUACCAUCUCAUCAUUCAAUGUCAGCCCUCAAGAAAUGAAGAUUAGGGAUGGACAUUCGAAGAAAUUUGCUUGAUCCAACUUUGGAUUUAUUCAUUUAAAAAAUGCUCAAGUCAAUAUUUUCAAUUGUAUAUAUUUUUAGAUAUUUCAUUUGUAUGUGAUUAAUUUAUACCUUACGCACACGUGCUCAGCACGUCAACGUUCGCCCAACAAAGUGUGCUAAAAGAAAAAAGACUUUUGGGACAUUCAAACAAACUGGCAAGUAACUAUCAUGUAUUCAUUUUUUUAAUUUAAUGAUAUUACAAAUAUUUUAAUGUUACAGAUUGUUUAUACAUGUAUUUUUUUAUUUUAUUUUAUGUAUUUUUAUAUUUUUCUCUUUUUUUAUUAUUAAUGACGGUAGAAACUACCGAAGAAACAACACUGAAGGAUCUAUCCAAGAUAAAAAACCAUAUGCAAAAAUUCGGAAAGGCCGACCAGACAGGAAUAGCAAGCUGAGGCUCAGAGCUAAAGCACUUGCUUCGCACUCUCCUUAAUUAAGUACGAGCUCGUCAACUUCUGAAAGCAGUUGUGUCGCUAAAAUACAUUAAGGCAGUGCAAAAAUAGCGACGCGUUAUCGUCGCCGUCCCACGGAACCUCCCUCCGUUCAUUUCCUGCCAGCUUACGAUUUAGUUCUUGGUUUAUACUGUCUUUUGUUUUGUUUUUUUCAAGCUAAGAAAGCAUCCCACUUUUCUCCUGUUCCUGUUUCCGAAUUUCUACGGAAGCCCGUUAGGCAGGCUUGGAUAGAAUGAAUGGAUUUCUGAUUGCCAUCUUCGAUUGUUGAUCUUUUCAAAGCAUGACUGAACUGCUCGGCCUGCUAUGAUCAUUGCGUUGUUACACUUUUUUUAAAAGAGGGGAAUAUGAUGAACGGCCGAAAACCGACCCCCACCCGCAUUUAAAAAAAAAAAAAAGGAACAGAUGCUUCGCUUCUGCUGGUGUCGGGGGUCGAUUGAUUGACGCGGCAACGGCUGCGCCACGUUCACGGCUAAAGGGGUCGUUAAAGGGGUCGUUGUAGACGGGGGGGGCUUUAAGCUAGUUCUAAAAACAAAAUCUCGAAGGAACUGUCAUAAAAUAAAAAACAAAAGGCUUCUACUAUAUAAUAAGGACAAUAUAGGGAGUCCAGGCAGCAAAGCUUUUUUUCCCCCGUGGUUUCUAUUUCCGACACAAGUAGAAUGAGACACUUUAAUACAUGUUUUUUUUUGUUUUUUUAAAUAAUGCAACAAAUGUUGUCAACUUUAUAUAUUUACUUGAUAACAAAGCUUGCACACCCUCUCAGACGUGGGGAGAGACACGUGGCAGGUGCGGUUCUUCUGGUCAACUCAUAUUAAAUGCUCGGGCCUCUUAACAUUCAGACAUGCUUCAAAACUGUGUGUGUGCGUGUUACACAAACUGUUUACCUUAUCUUUACACACGCGCACACCCACAUUCGCUGGAAGACACUCACGCCGGUCCGAGUAGGAAAUUGAAUUGUGCAUGUUUUAUUAUUUGAGCGCUGCAGUCCUCUGUAAUGGUGUAAUGUAUAUUUCAUUACGGGGCCUAAUGGGCUCCAUUAGCGCGGGCCUCCUCGCAGACAUUCAAGACUUAUUGUUUUAUGGCGCAGAGGGGAAAGGGGAAAGGACGGCGGGGAGGGAUGAAGGGGAACGCGGUGGGGGGAAUGGAGAGAGGAGACGAGGGAGGAAAAGGUUGAAGGCAAGAUGGUGGAGUGGAGGAGUGAGGGUGGGGAUGUGAUUGCGCGAGCGACCUCGGGGAGUCCGUGAGCGUGAGCGGCCAUCAUUUCACGACACGCACACGCGAUACACCGGGAUUAGGCAAAGCAUUUUUUAUUUGUUUGGGGGAAACUGCUCAGAAUUGAUCUCCCCGCCCCCGCCGCCCCCCCCCCCCCCCCCCUCCAUCCAAAAAGUCCAAAAGGACAGGAGUGGAGAGCCAGACAGUGAUUGCUAAGAAAAAAGAAAGUUCUGUAACAUUGUAUUGUAUUUGCAAUUCAUUUAUCUGAUUAAAUAAUUGCUUAACUGACUCAUACAUUACUAAAUGUUGGUCAAAUAAACAAUUUUCUCUAUACAAUUACUAAUAUACAAUUGAUAUUAAUGAAUAAUCGAAAUUUAAAAUAAGUACAAAUUAUUAUUAAAAUAAACAAUUUUGUUUUGUUUUUUUUAAUUUAAAUGUACAUGUGCCCACCGCUGCUAUACACACACACACGCGCGCACACAAGUCACACUGUAAAUACAACAUGCAUUUUUUUUCCUCCAUUUUUGUUUUUUAUUCCUUAACUGUAAAGGGCAAAAACAAGCAUCAAAUCAUAGCCUCGUCCAUAUUGUGUCCAAAACCGUCAUGUAGUAGUAAUUAUAGUGAGGAUAAUAAUGAUAAUCUGAUGUGGAACUAGAGGUUCUCACUUCAUUUCACGACAACAGCAUUUGAUGGUUUUGAUGUUUGUGUACUUGACUUGAUGAAUUGUUUCACUGAGUUGACUUGUAGUCAUUUGGUUUAUAUACAUAUAUACAAACAAAUAUGUAUAUAUGCAUAUAAUAUAAUAAUAGAGACUAUUUCGAGGCAUUUCGUACUUUUUUUUUUUUUUUUUUUUUUUGUUUCUAUGGUUGCCUUUUGCAGACGUGGAAACUGAUGAAGACUUUCAAUGCUUUUCAACGUGUUCAAGUGUUAAAUAUAAGCCCCGGCCAAUCACAGCCUCUCUGGGCAAUGUUGAAGGCAGAAUGCAUGCUGGGUAAAAAACAUAAAAAUCACCCCCCCCCCUCCCCGCACACACAAAAAGAGAAGUCAGAUAGACUCCACUGCUUUGUUAUUUACAGUAUGCAAAGUGUAAAGGCCAGAUGUAGGUUUUUGGUUAUUUGUGUAUUCGUCAGCAACAUGUUGAUACUAAUCUGUGUGAAAAUAUGGAUGGAGGAAUUUCUUUUCUCUUUU